UAUUGAGUGUGCACGUCUUCACGAUCGUCCAUCAGAUGAUAUGUUCUGGAUUCUUCUGAUAUUUCUGCUUCAUACUUUUCUCGCCACCAACUACACAUUUGCUUCCACCGCCUUGAACUGCUUUUCUCUACGUCUUCUGUGUUCCAUCCUCGGAUCCACUGUCGAUCGUUUGGGGAUUUUAGGGCUUUCAAAGCGAAAGGUCCCAGCAACAACUCAUCACUUCCUCAAUGACCAUAUAUCGCUGAAUUCGGUUCUCCUCCGGUUGAAAAGUGACGCAUAG
Molecule: messenger RNA, 280 nt
Organism: Lactuca virosa
Lineage: Eukaryota; Viridiplantae; Streptophyta; Magnoliopsida; Asterales; Asteraceae
Source: the annotation of a GenBank genome assembly